AAGUCAACGCUGACCGUUGCGGAGAGGGAUGCCGAGAUUCAACGAAAGCUCGCCGGUAUCUCUGGGGAUGGUGGUGCGUCGGGCGUGGAGUACGAGGAUGGAAAGCCAGCUGCGAUGAAACGGAGCGUGAAGAACAACAUGUUCCGCUUGAUUUGA
Zymoseptoria tritici IPO323 is the source of this 156-nucleotide messenger RNA. RefSeq lists its product as uncharacterized. NCBI's taxonomy places the organism in Eukaryota, Fungi, Ascomycota, Dothideomycetes, Mycosphaerellales, Mycosphaerellaceae. The annotation marks the transcript as partial. The record is from RefSeq and is a predicted model, not a curated record. The transcript has a single exon.